GCCCGGACGCCGGCUGCACCGCAGCCCGGGCUGUCCCCGGCGUCCUGCCGCCGCCCUUCCUCCCCCGCCUCCGCCUUCCUCUCCCUCCCCGAUUCCCCUCCCGCAACUCAAGGUUUACUCGGCUGGACGCUGUGUGUGUUUGGAUUUCUCAAGGAUUCUCCCCCGACUAACAUGGAUGUCCCACCAUUCCUUGCAGUUGAAGGUUGCUCCUUGGCGCAGUGAAUGAAGAACAUGCAGGGAUUGCUAAUGGGUUUGGGAAGCGUAGACUCUCUGCUCUCUCUGUGACCAUGCCGUGAUCGUGUCUGAGGGCCGACAGUUUGCGUAUCCUCAUUCUCACCCUACCGGGAAACCUGACGGCUUAGAAGGGGGAAGUAAGGCAGCGCGUGUGUGCAUAGAAACAUCAUGAAGAUUAUUUCCCGUAUUGUAACUAAUUCAGUCUUCAGAUGCACCAUUAGACUCCUUCUUUGCUUACUGUGGAUUGGAUAUUCUCAAGGAACCACACAUGUAUUAAGAUUUGGAGGCAUUUUUGAGUGUGUGGAAUCUGGUCCAAUGGGAGCAGAAGAAUUAGCCUUCAGAUUUGCUGUGAACACAAUCAACAGAAACAGAACUCUUCUGCCAAACACCACGUUAACGUACGAUACACAAAAGAUAAAUCUUUAUGACAGUUUUGAAGCAUCCAAAAAAGCCUGUGAUCAGCUGUCCCUCGGGGUGGCGGCCAUCUUCGGCCCGUCCCACAGCUCCUCAGCCAACGCCGUGCAGUCCAUCUGCAACGCCUUGGGGGUUCCACACAUCCAGACCCGCUGGAAACAUCAGGUGUCGGACAACAAGGACUCCUUCUAUGUCAGCCUCUAUCCGGAUUUCUCUUCACUCAGCCGUGCCAUCCUUGACCUUGUGCAGUUCUUCAAGUGGAAAACAGUUACUGUUGUUUACGAUGACAGCACUGGUCUCAUUCGAUUACAAGAGCUCAUCAAGGCUCCAUCACGAUACAACCUAAGACUAAAAAUCCGUCAGUUACCGGCUGACACAAAAGAUGCAAAGCCAUUGCUAAAGGAGAUGAAAAGAGGCAAAGAAUUCCAUGUAAUCUUUGACUGCAGCCAUGAAAUGGCAGCAGGCAUCUUGAAACAGGCUUUAGCUAUGGGGAUGAUGACAGAAUACUAUCACUAUAUCUUUACCACACUGGACCUUUUUGCCCUGGAUGUGGAGCCCUAUCGGUACAGUGGUGUCAACAUGACUGGAUUCAGGAUUCUAAACACAGAGAACACCCAGGUGUCCUCUAUCAUUGAGAAGUGGUCUAUGGAGCGCUUGCAAGCACCACCGAAGCCCGACUCAGGUUUGCUGGACGGAUUUAUGACGGCCCACUGGGAAGGCCUCACAGGCAGGAUAACUUUCAACAAAACGAAUGGCUUAAGGACAGAUUUUGAUUUGGAUGUCAUCAGCCUCAAGGAAGAAGGUCUUGAAAAGGUUGGAACUUGGGAUCCGUUGAGUGGCCUUAACAUGACAGAGAAUCAGAAGGGAAAACCAGCAAACAUCACAGACUCCUUGUCCAAUCGCUCUUUAAUUGUCACCACCAUCUUGGAAGAGCCAUAUGUGAUGUUCAAGAAGUCUGACAAACCCUUGUAUGGAAACGAUCGCUUUGAAGGUUAUUGCAUUGACCUCCUCAGGGAGCUGUCCACUAUCCUUGGGUUUUCCUAUGAGAUCAGACUGGUGGAGGAUGGAAAGUAUGGAGCCCAAGAGGAUGCCAGCGGACAGUGGAAUGGAAUGGUUCGUGAGCUAAUUGAUCAUAAAGCUGACCUUGCAGUUGCACCAUUGGCAAUUACCUAUGUUCGUGAGAAGGUCAUCGACUUUUCCAAGCCCUUUAUGACUCUUGGAAUAAGUAUUUUGUACCGCAAGCCCAAUGGUACAAACCCGGGCGUCUUCUCCUUCCUGAAUCCUCUCUCCCCUGAUAUCUGGAUGUAUAUUCUGCUGGCUUACUUGGGUGUCAGUUGUGUGCUCUUUGUCAUAGCCAGGUUUAGUCCCUAUGAGUGGUAUAACCCACAUCCUUGCAACCCUGAUUCAGACGUGGUGGAAAACAAUUUUACCUUGCUAAAUAGUUUCUGGUUUGGAGUUGGAGCUCUCAUGCAGCAAGGUUCUGAGCUCAUGCCCAAAGCCCUCUCCACCAGGAUAGUGGGAGGCAUUUGGUGGUUUUUCACACUUAUCAUCAUUUCCUCGUACACUGCUAACCUAGCCGCCUUUCUGACAGUGGAGCGGAUGGAGUCCCCCAUUGACUCUGCUGACGACUUGGCCAAGCAGACAAAGAUAGAGUAUGGGGCAGUAGAAGAUGGAGCAACCAUGACUUUUUUCAAGAAAUCCAAAAUCUCCACUUAUGACAAGAUGUGGGCCUUCAUGAGCAGCAGGAGGCAGUCAGUACUUGUCAAAAGUAAUGAGGAAGGAAUCCAACGUGUGCUUACCUCUGAUUACGCAUUUCUAAUGGAGUCGACAACCAUUGAGUUUGUCACACAGAGGAACUGUAACCUGACACAGAUUGGAGGCCUGAUAGACUCCAAAGGUUACGGCGUGGGAACUCCCAUGGGUUCUCCAUAUAGAGACAAGAUCACUAUAGCAAUUCUUCAGCUGCAGGAAGAAGGCAAGCUCCACAUGAUGAAAGAGAAAUGGUGGAGAGGCAAUGGUUGCCCAGAAGAGGAAAGCAAAGAGGCCAGUGCUUUGGGAGUUCAAAACAUUGGAGGAAUCUUCAUCGUGCUGGCAGCAGGAUUGGUGCUUUCUGUCUUUGUGGCAGUUGGGGAGUUUUUGUAUAAAUCAAAAAAAAAUGCCCAGUUGGAAAAGAGGUCCUUCUGUAGUGCCAUGGUAGAGGAGCUAAGGAUGUCUCUGAAGUGUCAGCGCCGAUUGAAACACAAGCCACAGGCCCCUGUUAUUGUGAAAACAGAAGAAGUUAUCAACAUGCACACAUUUAACGACAGAAGGUUGCCAGGCAAAGAAACCAUGGCAUAGAGCUGGGAAGCCAAAUACCCCAAGCACAAACUGUCGUCUUUUUUCCAAACAACCUUGCGAGAAUGUUUCCUGUGGAAAUAUGCAACAAGUGCAAAAUAAAAUGAGUUACCUCAUGCCGCUGUGUCUAUGAACUAGAGACUCUGUGAUCUCAGCAGUUGCAAUGGCCAGACUCGAAUCACAAGCAUCAUGGAUCAACCAAGUUAUGCAGGGUUACACUGUUUGUCAUGGGUUUCCAUCAUUCUGAAUGAAUGAAUGUUCCAUGUGAGUUUUGUGGCUGGUUUCAAAUGCAGUCUCAGUGAGAAGUUGCAGGUUCCUUUUGAAGUUCAACUCUUGCCAGAAAAGGGAGAAUAAAUGCCCAAGAUGACACAAACCACAGAAGGAGUCUAGUAAAAGUAAUGUCUCAGAACUGUAGUGGAACAAGAAACCAUAUGUUCUUCUGAACUUCCCAGCACAGAAAUGUUGGUAACUGCUGAUAGACUGAAACUACCAUCUGGACAAGGUGAUAUGAUCUUCCUGGAUCCAAGAAAUGUUAAAAGUGAAGAAACAUGAAUCCCAUGAAUAGAAGAAUAAAUAUAAGGAUGCUCACCUGUUUUUUUUUGGUUUUUUUGGGUUUUUUUGACUGUUUGUGACACUGAACUAAGUAAAUAAAUAAUAAUUACAAAAAAAAAAAAAAAAGAAUUUAGCUGGGUUGGAACAUUGAUCUAAAAAAAUCAACAAAAAUAUUUCCAGAAUUUUGACCCAAUUUUUAGAUGAAUGAAACUUUCCUUACUACAAAGGAAUGUGUCUUACAAACUUUAGAUAUAAGCAAUUGAUUUUCUUUUCUAUAAUGGUGAAAAGAGGGAGGGGGGUGGGAAGCAGUGUAUUCCACACAUAGAGGGCUUGCAUUUUAGCCUGAAUGGGUUUUGAAACACUUGUUCCUGCUACUAAUUGAACUCAAUGGAGCCUGAGCAAUUCUCGCUAAUGUUGGAAGAGGGAUGGGUCACCUAAAAGAAGUGAAUGUCAAGAACUUAAAGGAGGACUGCAUUUUUCAAUACAGUCACAGUACUAAAUGAACAAUAUUCUUGAGCAGUUUUUUUUUUCCAAAAAAAAAAAAAAUGUUCAGGUUUAUUUGUGGAAAUGCAAGAUUUCUAUGAAAAUAGUUUUUGUAUGGAAAUUUUUGUAAUACUUUUUAUCAACAAAAUAAGAACAUGUGUUUCCAUCAGGGGUGUGAUGCCAAGCAUGAGUGGUAGUGCGUGCGCACCACCAACGUUUGGUGAAAACUAUUUUUAUCAUGAAAAAGGAAUCUUAGAAGAGACAUAUUUUCAAGUUAUAUAAUAUAAAAAAAAUAGGUGCACUACCACCACUGCUUACCAUGCUACACCCCUGGUUUCCACUGAGCUGAUAACAUGUUGUCAUGAACAAUUGUGUGUAAAUGGUAAAAGACACAGACCUCUUGACCACAUUGUGAUAGAAGUUAAUAUGCACUCAGUUUGCUGUUUGAAUCCAAUGCACAAAAUUUAAAAAAAAAAAAAAAAAGAAAAAAAGAAAGCAUUAAAUUUAUGUCAGUUUUAGUUGGUUUGGUUUUGCUGCGUGAUUUGAGCAACAUAUGUGCAGUACUUUGUGUCAGUACUGGUACUUAGCUUCAGCUUAGUGCCCUAUCCUGAUGAGUCUUGCCACUAAAUUUGUGACAAGAGAGUUGCUGGGAUUUCUGACAGAAGCCAUUACAGCACAUUGUGAUAAUAUUUGCAGGAUUUGGCUCUUAGCUGCUUCAAAGCUAAAUUAUAUGUCCUGAAUGUGGUGAGUUCCUGGACAUAACAUUUUGAAAUGCUGCCCUAAAGAUGCUGAAUCUUGCACCUCUGUCUAUUGUAAAUUUAUUUGUAUCUCAGCAAGAAAUGUAUAGUAUAGACUAUGUAGGAAUGUUAUGCCAACCAAAAAAGAUUAUUAAGAUGGUCUUUACAUGGAAAAAAAACUGACUUUAAGCCCCAAAACCAUAAAAUAUCCCCCCAAAAUAUGGAAAUAAUAAUAAAUAAUAAGUCAUUGGUAAGUAAAGAUGAUGGCACAGAAAUAUAAAAUAUAUAAUCCAAACUGUAGAAAUUAUAUAAUGAAAUCUGGGGGCGAAUGGGAGGUUUGUGUCUACUACCCAGUUAUCAUAAAUCUUCAUAGAGAUUGAGCUGGCCAUUUCCAUUGUGAGCAGGGACUGAGAAAGCAAAUUCUCUUAUAUUUGUGAGAUUCAUCCCCAUUUAUGUGAUAACAAAGAACAGGUUAUCUUUGUCUGAAGUAUAAAGAAGAUAAAAACACUUUAAGCAAUUUUUCUGGAAAUGAGUAAACGUACAUGAUUUAUAUUUAAGUUAAUUCUUUAAAACAAAGGGGAAAAGAGUAACUGUCAUAACACAAUGAAAACUCCUAAUUAUGAUGGCUUGGAAUGGAAAAAAUUGGCUAUUGCAUUUGAUUGAUGAUUUACAAUAAAAUUUGUAAAAUCAUGUAAUAAAAUGCUGUAUUAUAUUCAAACAUACUGUUCUUUUCUCCAUUGAGGAUGCUGAAAUAAGCAGGAUUUCAUUCUCACCUUAACGCUCAUUAAUUCUCAUUAAGCUUUUUGUGAGCCAAAGUAACAGUGAAUGCAGGAUAUGUCCCAAAUAUUUCAUUGGGUCAAAGUUCCCCAAGGAACAAAACUUCUGUCAUGGAGGUAGUAUAGCUUAAUUAAGAUUUUGGUCAGAAUUUCAGCCUUCCUUUAUUGAGGGAAAUAGGAAAAGUAACUGGAGAUUUGUAUUAAAGAUCAAGACUAGAAAUGCACGGCUCCACAGAUUCACAGUAGUAAAAUGAGGGUUUUUUUCAACAAUCAUACACUAACUCAUGUUAUUAGUCUGUUGUGCAUUAGUAAUUAUUUCUGUAUUACGACAGUUACAGAAAAUUUACUAAUAAAGGCCUGACUCCCAAAAGAGUAGAAAAUACUACUGAUAGUUUUGUACUUGCAAAAACCCAAUAUAUUUAAAUUCUUCAAAAUCUUCAAAAUCCUCAUUUUCUUUUUACUGCUGUGAAAAAAAUCCUCAAUUCUGAAGAAAAAUUCUUUGUAUGGAAAGGCCUCUGAAAGGCUUACCCCAAUAUUAAAAAAUUUUCAUGCUGUAUAAAUUUCUGUACUGUCAUUAAAGCUGAUGGAGCUUCCCACCAGAAAAUCAGAAGAGGAUCUGGCCCACGAAGAUUCAGAAUCCACAUAUAACUGCUUUAUCUGGUCUCAUAAAACAGCUGAAUUAGUCUGCUGAUUUCUCAGGAAGGACAGGAGGGUGGGUGCUUCUCUGACUGAUCCUAAAUGUCACUGUAGAGAAGAAUUUUAAAGCAGUUAUAGCUCAGUGAAAUGGCGCUGCCUGGUGGAUGAGAAUUGGAGGUAAAAAUUGAACAGGACUUUUUUCCCCCUGUCUGUUUCGAUGAAAAUAGACGUCUUUAAAACGCGUAAGACACCCUGUUUAUAUCUUCAGGUUGCCUCAGCAUGGUUGUAUAGCAAUAGAUAACUAGAAAAAAAAGGACAAAACCCCUUUUAUGAUGUUGAUAAAUGUAAUUUGUGGAGGACUGGUAGUGAAAAUAAUGAGCCAAAUGGUUGGAUGAAAUCAAGAGAUGUCAGGUCCUUUACAGUGAAUGAGGAUUUGUCCAAUUCUAGACAUCAGCAGGCCUUUUUAAUGGUAUUCUCCUUUUAUAUAAACAGAAGUACAGACAUAUACAGGGAGUAUCUGGCAGAUUUUAUAUGCAAUAUUUCUCUCUGAAAUUUCUGUCUUAAUUUUGUGUUGAAGAAUUCAGUAUAGAUUUGAAAUAACCUUUUCUUUCAUUUUAUUAUUUCUUGAGACUCUGAUCAUUAAUCUUUCCUGAUUUCAUCCAUAGAGUGCUCACAACCCCCAAAAUAACACAGUUUAGUCCUACUACACUUACUUGUUAAUAUUUCAGAAUUUAAAAAACGUACUUUAUCAGGGAAGAAAACAUAUUGUGCCAAAAUCCAAAGCCACAAUAGGAGAAAUGCCCUAAUAUUCUACAAAAUAAAAAUAUUUUCAGGGAAAAGGGAUCAUGAGCAGAGGUAAUAUCAUACUAAGAUGUAAAACAUUAUGCUAUAAAAUAAUGUUUUAUUGUUUUGAUGUUAAGGAUAUUAGAAAAAUGGGAAGCACUUCAGAUACAACUUCACUUAGUCUCCAAAUACAUCAACAAACACAAAAUAUGAUAACUAAAAUACUCCUUUGAAAGAGGUGUGAGAACUUCUAUUUAACGGCAAUCAAGGUUUUAUCCAAUACAGCCCCAAAUAUGUACAGAUAUAAUAUCUAAGGCAGAACUAGGUGUACAGAAGCAAUUGUGUUUCUGUCAGAAUUUCAAGGAUGUAUUGGAAAACAAAGAGUUGCUGAGGAUGGCUUCUCUUGCUUAGAAGAUCAUUGCUUUCCAACCUCAAACAUGCUAGUGUCCUGUUCUCUUCCAGUCUUACCUCUCUGCCUUCCUACAGGCACCUCUGACAGUAGGAAAUUUAUUUUUAAAGCCCUUUUCUUCUGGCCUUCCUUUAAAAAUAGUUCUAAUUAAAAAUAAAGUUACUCAAACACCUCAUCUCCCCUCAUCAAGAUAAAAACAUUAGCUUUUCAUGUGACUGUAAUCUAAUUGUCUUUAUUUUCAUUUUCUACCCCUCUCUGUCCCCUGCCUGUGUUAUCUUCUCCUGUUGUUCUUGUACUUGCCUAGACUGUAAGCUCUUAGGGGGCAGGGAAUCUGUCUUUGAUUUGUUCUAUGUAGCACCAUGAACUAUGGAGCUAUAUAAAUAAUAAAAAAUGUAGAUCUUCUUAAAUGA
Zonotrichia albicollis (white-throated sparrow) is the source of this 7768-nucleotide messenger RNA. Lineage: Eukaryota; Metazoa; Chordata; Aves; Passeriformes; Passerellidae. The record is from RefSeq and is a predicted model, not a curated record.